AGAACAGGGUGCCUCACAUGCCGAGACGAGGGCUACAAAUGCGAUGAAGCAAAGCCGCACUGCGGCCGCUGCGUCCGACUGGGCAAAACAUGCAAGGGGUAUGGGCUGAGAGUGAGAUGGAAGUCGGCCGAUGACCCCAAAGACGGCGGAAGAGUUGCAAAGAAGAGAGGCUCAAAGCCCAGAGGUACUGUUGGAUAUCGUAAAGUGACGCCGCCUUCAAGCGAUGGACAGCCCGCGACGCCUAGCUCCAGCUCAAUGACUUUAACUUCGACUUCAAGCCCAGACAGUCUCAUCCGAAAUCCGUCAUAUUUAUCGCCAGAUAUCUCGCCAAUGAAUCGCUACUUGAUACAUCAUUGGAAUGGAUCGCUGGCCAGUGUGAUAUCCAUGGCAUCCGGCGUACAGAACCCUUUCCUCGUCCACCUCACGCCAAUGAUGCUCCGCUCCACAGCCCUGCUCUUCUCAAUCUCUUCCAUGGCGGCAGGCCACCUCGCCAUCCUCCGGAAUGAUGUCAACCUCAGGACGCUAUCGUCACGACACAUGCUCGUCGCCUUAUCAUCGCUACGAAAGUCGAUCCAAACCGAGAACCCCGAGCUCUCCCUAGCCACGAUCUUGAUGCUCCAAAUUUCGGACCGGCUCUUCAACACGGACAGUCAGAUUGACCACCUGGCUGGAGCCAAAGCAGUCAUCAUGCACUCAGGGGGGCCAGCGAACUGGAACACUUCGAGCGCGCAGUUUCUGCUCAGUCUCUGCUUCUACCACGACGUCAUGUCAUCCAUCUCCCGCGCAUCGAAGCCGCUGCUGAGCAUGACGAAUGCGGCGCCUCUCGAGGGCCUGCACAGCCUGGCAAAGCUGACUUCCGUCGUUUCCCUCGUCAGUACCAUCAGCAAAAUGCAAGGACAAAGCGGCGAAGAGCACCAGAAGAGGGGAUACGGCAUUAAACGAAGCCUGCAGGAAGUCGACUUCUCCGACGACGGCGAUCCAGACAUUGAGCACACGAUCCAAGCCUACAAACACGCGGCAAUCGUCUACCUCUACCGAGUUUGGGACGACGGAGAGAUUUCCACAAAGCCCUUUUACGCGGAGCAGUGCAUCUACCACCUGUUGAAGGUGCCCAUCACGUCAUCCUUUGUCUCUGCUCAUGCGUGGCCCCUAUGGACUGGCGGCUGCGAAUCCGUCGAGACUCGCCUACGUCAAAUGGUUCUUGUUAGGAUCAGGGAGAUGUAUCAAAACAGGCAACUUCCCUCCCUUCAACGAGUGCAAGAAGACAUGGAAGAAGUGUGGCAGGUAAAGGAUGCACAGAGGCUGCAGUUUGGAACGGAAAAUGUUGAUUGCUGCAAGAUGAUUCUGCAUACGCGUCAUCGAGAGGCAGACUUGGUCUAGCAUUGCUCAUGACGAAUUAUCUACCAGU
Molecule: messenger RNA, 1408 nt
Organism: Colletotrichum phormii
Lineage: Eukaryota; Fungi; Ascomycota; Sordariomycetes; Glomerellales; Glomerellaceae
Product: fungal-specific transcription factor domain-containing protein
Exons: 2
Coding region: 256-1380 (374 amino acids)
Biological process (GO): positive regulation of transcription by RNA polymerase II
Cellular component (GO): nucleus
Molecular function (GO): transcription cis-regulatory region binding; DNA-binding transcription factor activity
Source: RefSeq, a predicted model, not a curated record